GCUUAAGUUUUGAUCAAACUUAAUAAGUGCCUUAUUCCAAUAAUAUUUUGUAUUGACAUCAACUGACAAUUUUGACCGAAAAUGCGUAAAACGCAAGCAAAUCGAACAAAAAUAAUUUUCGUAUUAUUCCACACUAUAUUUGCAUUAUUGUUAAGGAGAUGUGGCGGUACAAUUAUCAGUAGCAUUGAAGGAGAGAGAGUUGAGAUGGAUUUUCCUUAUCCAUGUAACAUUUCAUCCAGAGUUACCUUUCAGUACGGUAACCGAGCCCCUUAUUACAACUCGGCAAGUCCUGGUUCGAUGUCUUUGCCUUCCAAUCAAAAUCUGACUUUCAAUACCGAAAGUGAUAAUAACGAAUGCUCCCUGCAUCUGAUCAUAAACCCGGUAUCAAGAGACGAUGCAGGCACUUACAUUCUUACCGCUUACAACGCAAACGAUCAGUAUAUAUAUGAUGAAAGGGUUGGCCUAAGGGUUAGCUAUCCUCCUGGAAAGGCAAAGUGUGAUUCAAGUGAGAUUUAUAUCGAUGGAGAGUGGAUAACAAUACAAUGUUCAGCUCUUAUUGGGAACGUGCCCGGUCAGUUUCUGUGCUAUCAAAAUGGCAUGAGGCUUCCACCGUUGACCUCACCGGAAGUCAUUAGCGGAAGGUUGCGUCAGGUGAUGUUAGCCAGACUGACAGAACUUGUGUAUUGCUGUUCGUCCACCACACAAGAGGUUAAAGGGAGAUGUGACUGUAAGGACACUAUCUGGGAUCCCAUCUUAAGCGAUGAAUCAAAUGUCACUGAUCCCUGUCCUACUAUAAACUCGACGGCAACAUCACCGCUAUCACAAACUACAAAUAUCCCAACGGCCAAAGGGGACAACACCCUCCGCCCGACAACAACAAUAACAAUAACAACAAGAGGAAACUACUUGUAUUGUGACUUCAAAAGUGAUAAAAAUGUUGAUUAUUUUAUAACUUUGCUAGUUUUAAUGGUCAUUAUAUUAGUUCUUGGAUUUUGCACGUUUGCAUAUAUUAUUUAUACACGAUAUAAAUACAUGGAUCAUCGAUAUAUUGAUAAUGCAGAAAGGAUGAGUCACUUAACAGAUAUAGAACAGCAUGAACAAGAUACCCCUUUACAAGUAUGACAAGGUAGUCCAACUGACGAUGAUUUAACAUGUUAAAGUUCACCUAUCUUAGUGUCUUUUUUAAAUAACGCUUUGAAUGUGUCUAUGAUCCACAAUAUGAGGGGCAUGCUACAAGAGUCCUCGACUCGCACUCUCGGGAAACGUGUCUUACCAGACCUUACACAGCAGGUUGUAGCAACAAAGAAACUAUACAUCAAUGUAGUUAUAUUGUAUCAUGAACAGGUCUCUUAUCGACAGGUAGCUAUAGGGUAAGAACAAACAAAACUGUAGACAGGAUCAAUAGAAGAUAUCAUAUAUAUCACUAAAACAGGAUAAGCCCCCGGAAAACAACCCCAUCCCACAAGCUUAUCCGUCGAGCACAUCUCUCCUGGAUAAGAGUGCCCAGAGAAUUGCAGAUCACAUUGGGGUUGUCCUCCCGGACGAGUUGUCCUAGAACCAUGUAGGACUCACACAAACAGUAUGCCAGGAACAGGUGAAACUUGCUGCAUUCUAAGAUCUACUACAGUAAACAUAUAAAAUGGAAGACAUGUAUGAAUAGCCACCAGCUAUCCAGAUAGACGUCUUUGUCCCAUCAUGUAUAACCCUCUGGAAAAAAUCAUUAUUGUACUGAAGACACAUUGUUUUUGCGGUAAAGCGUCAUUUGUGAAUUACAUCUGCUUUUCUUGAAUAUCGGGACCUAACUUUGACAGUUCAAUAAUUUCGUUGUGAUCAUGGUGCAUAAGGCAAGACACAUAAAACAUUUCGAAAAAACCUGGAACAUGUCGAAAGUGAUGGAAGCGGCCGAGUCUGUCAUGGAGACCUUUUUCGUAGUCUAAAAUGAUACUUAAGGAUUUCGUGCACACUUUCAUAUCACAAAGGUUUCCCUCAUUCGGACAAUUAACUCGCCACAGAAAUUUAACACGAAUGCUGCGCGAAAGCGCGCAUCACUAAUAUGCACCAUUGACCUUCGCAUCACACGAAUCGUGUGUAUGCCGCGACACACAAACUCCAUCACAUAGACAACAUGCUGACAACCAAUCAUCCAUGUACAGUGUACUAAAAAUACUAGUACACGGCAGACACACACAAUACAGACACACAAAUGCACCUAUGCACGCGCAUUAUACACCGGAACGGAGAAAGAGAGAGAGAGGGGGGGGGGUGGGGCACAGAGUACUGCAUCGAUUUCUUCUAAGUUUUAACCAUCAAAGGGAAAGUUGUUCACAUGUGACAUCACACACCUUUGUCGCAUUGCCAAUGGGUGAAUCUCUAUAUCAUUAAACCCCCGUCACACUUAUUCGGAAUCAGCAGGAAUCGAGCAGAACCAGCCGGAAUGAAGAACUUUCAAAAUUCGUUCCACAUUCGGGAGGGAAUUAGAAAUUUUCACUACUUUUGCAAAAUGUCGUUCGAAUACUUAGAACGUCCUUCGAACCCGCCUUGAAUGAUUCUUGCACAUUCCGGGUGUAUUGACUGUCGAAUGCAGCUCGAAUACAGUCGGAACACAGGAAGAAUAUUAAGAAUGCCGUUAGAAUGCAGCAAGAAUAUUUAGAAUGCAGUCGGAGAGCAGUCAGAAUGCACUUCGAAUGUCGUUCGAUAUUUCUCCACUUCGAAUGCACUUCGAAAGUUUUGAACAUGAGCAAAACAUUCGGGCCAGUCACAAGAUUGGACCCGAAUGCUUGGAAUGCACUCAGAAUGCAGUCAGAAUUUUUAAAAUGCGCUUCGAAUAUCCAGGAAUGUACCAAGAAUUUUCAUUCCGACGGCAUUCCGGCUCAUUCCGCCUCUAGUGUGACGGGGGUUUUAGUGAUCGCAAUAUUCAAAUGCUCAUUAUUUGUAUGUUUUUCUC
Lytechinus pictus (painted urchin) is the source of this 2944-nucleotide messenger RNA. RefSeq lists its product as uncharacterized. The coding region runs from base 82 to 1122 and encodes 346 amino acids. The transcript has a single exon. The record is from RefSeq and is a predicted model, not a curated record. NCBI's taxonomy places the organism in Eukaryota, Metazoa, Echinodermata, Echinoidea, Temnopleuroida, Toxopneustidae.